ACUCUUCUUUGCGUGUUUUUCUUACCACACGGUAUUUGAUGGCAGGCACUUAGCCACACGCAUACUCUCGCACGCUUCCAGCCCCACAUCCCCUUACUCCGCACGACCGUAAGCUGCGUCAACUUAAGGGGGUCACGAGAUCAUCGGUCGCAUGACUAACAAGGAAGCACGCCUGGAUUUAUUGAUCUUCCCCGCUAGAAUCAACGUUAACCCCUUCGGCUUAGAUAUAGAUAGCAUUGAUAGAUAUUUCGGUGUCAACUGGCUAGGCCACUCCUACGCCAUGAACCUCCUUUAUCCGCUUCUCCGUAAAACCUCGCAGUUCCCUGAUAUACCUCCGCCGCCCAUUGUCUUCGAAGCGUCCGAAAUGCACCGUAUGGCACCGUCCAACGUGCAUUUCGCUUCAUUUGAAGAGACCAAUAAUAAGUCAUGGAUGGGACCCAUCUCUAUGGCCGAUCCAAGCUGGCAUUGAUCCUUGGUGCCAAAGGUAUAGUUCCUAAAGUUAUUGAACCGAUUGGAGACAAAGACCUCACAUUGUCUGUGUAUCCAGGAACUGUAAGUAUGGUUUAUCAUUUGCAAAACC
Molecule: messenger RNA, 580 nt
Organism: Eremomyces bilateralis CBS 781.70
Lineage: Eukaryota; Fungi; Ascomycota; Dothideomycetes; Eremomycetales; Eremomycetaceae
Exons: 2
Coding region: 152-469 (105 amino acids)
Source: RefSeq, a predicted model, not a curated record